CGUCUUUGCAAUGUAAACACUGCAGUGGAAUUUCGUCGUAUGAGAAUUUUAAUUUAAUAUCAGUGAAUUCAACGCAGUAUAAUGUCCAAAACAGUUCACGUAGUAGACGGCGAGGCUUCGGAAUCGGAUUCUGAAAUAGAAAUUGGUAAAUCUCCAACUUUGGACCUGCAAGCAACAGAGGCGUUUGUCGUUGCCGGAGAAGCCCCGGAGUCUGACGAUGAAGGAAUGCUGCCGACGCCUAUAGCGCUACCAGAUUUGGAUGUACCCCUUCAUGUGCCGUUCCAGGCUCAAAAUAAACUGCCAGGCUCUCUGCUACACCAGAAGUUAUGGGAGUGCAACGUGUCCCUACGGGCAACUCUAGAGGGACUGGUGAAGCACACCACAGACAUUGCUGUGGAGAAGCUCACUAGAGCUGACAAGAUGCUGCUCAACGGACAGGAAAGCAUGCGCGCAACAAACGCAAGUCUAACGCUGGCGAGGGCACGCCUCAAGCAAAUACAUACGGAGCUAGAAAACGCGCACUGCAGCAGCGCGUUACCUACUGUUAGGAUUAAAUAAUAGUUAGAAUAAAUAUUUAUCUAGUUAAAUUGCUUACAAUAAAUUAUAUUUCAUUACAA
Leguminivora glycinivorella is the source of this 617-nucleotide messenger RNA. RefSeq lists its product as uncharacterized. NCBI's taxonomy places the organism in Eukaryota, Metazoa, Arthropoda, Insecta, Lepidoptera, Tortricidae. The transcript is spliced from 5 exons. The record is from RefSeq and is a predicted model, not a curated record. Gene Ontology annotation, cellular component: BLOC-1 complex. Bases 82 to 558 code for a protein of 158 amino acids.